GGAGCACUUCCGGUGGCGUUUCCUGUCAGUGUUUGUAAACUGAGAAAAAAUUGGAAGUGCGACAAGAAAUAAUAUCCUACAAAACUCUAAAAAUCAAAAGGCUUUGGCCCCAGAUGAUUUGGGUGGGUGUGGUCUCUUCUGUUACCCCUCAUCCUAAGUGAAGCCCCCUCUGUUCCCACAAACACACACGCAUUCAAACCACGGCGAUGACACACCAUUCUAACAACUCUGUUCGAGACCAUAUGAAAUGGGCUGGGUUGCUGGGCUGCGAGGCGGUGCUGUCCAGCAUGGCCCUGAUGCAAGCCAACAACAUCCCAGGCCAAAAGAGGAUGAUGACACCGUUGGGUCAAGGACACAGGUCCAGUCCUGAGAGCCACCAAACCCACUCACAGCACGGCCACAACCACCAUGGACACCAGGUUCACCAUGGACAACCCCACCACAGUAACAUGGGCCAUCCUUCAGCCGGGAGCUGUCCACCCUUGCUGAUACGAAAAGACGGGGAUUAUCAUUCAUCAAGAAUGAUGGAUGGAAAGGACCUGCAAGCAAACCAGAAUAUGCAACCCAAGAAGAAGCACAAAAAAUCAUCAGGGUCCUCCAGCAAAGUGAAAGUGGAGCAUUUACUUCCACAAAUUGAUAUGAGCGAUGACAGUUCCUUGAAAGUCCAGAAGAACUUCAUCUGUGACCACUGCUAUGGAGCUUUCCGGAGUAGUUACCACCUCAAGCGACACAUUCUUACACAUACAGGAGAGAAGCCAUUUGCUUGUGACGCGUGUGACAUGCGGUUUAUUCAGCGUUACCACCUGGACAGACACAAGAGGGUGCACAGCGGGGAGAAGCCGUACCAGUGUGAUCGCUGCCAUCAGAACUUCUCCCGGACAGACAGGCUGCUGAGACACCGACGCCUAUGUACAGUGGGGAUGAGCAAAGAGGAAAGCCAGUUCUCACAGGAUGCAUCCGCCCAUCCAGCUUCCUGGAGCCCCCUACAGCCUUCCAACAACCGCCUGACUGUCUGACCCUCCGCUCCCCACAGAGAUCCUACAGACAGCAAACGGCAGCCUGCAGCUCAGUAAUGUCACACCUUAGAGCUCAACAGUACUGUAAGCUGACAACAGCGUUGCUUAAUCACAACCAAACUUUACUUUGCUCUCGCCAGCUCAUUCACAGAGCUCGAUAAUGGAUUUUUAUAUAUUUUUUUAAUCUACUAUUCCAUUUAUGACCCGGACAAAAGGGGAAGGACUAAUUCAUGAUCAUGGACAACAGGUCUUGGUACUAUGGCAAUAACUGAAUUAAAAAUGCACAUGUCUCCUUUAUCUGAAAGGUUGCAGGUAUUUUUUCUUGGUGUUGCUGCCGAGGGAUUGCAAGUAUUUUUGACUGUUGGCUGUCAUUGUAUCACGCAGCACCUCUUAGGUAUCCUGUUGACUUGCAAAACAACCCCAGUGUUGGCCUCUACUCCAUACGGACAGUUCACUAAAGGACACACAUACAGAACUGUGUAGCUUUUCAGUGUUCAAGUUCUUCUCAUUUUGUGCUCCUUACGCUACUAAUUCUGUACCAGCUACUGCUCAUGAGUAAACGGUCCCAGCAGACUUGUGGUCCUAUUCAAAACUGAAGGUGUGCGUAACGCAUCUAACAUUAAAUAUAAUGUCAUUUUUAUAACAGUGAUCUAAACAUAAAUUGGGCUUAUUACAGAGUGAAAUAAAACUUGUAUUCCAUUUUCACUUCAUGUAGAAGAUGACCUUUUUAACAUUUUUUUUUUAUUUCAAAUAAUUUCUUCCAUACUAUUCGCCGAGCUGUAAAACUGGAUUACAGAUGCAACCCUGUUGGUGAUGUGUGCAAACAGGUUGAGUGAACAAACAGCUGUUGGCAUUAGUUAAGUUGUGUAGCGACUGUUGGCUCACAUUCUCACUGUCCAGCCUUGUUUUAAAGGGGUUCAUCCUGUUUAUAUGUUGCAUUGUUGAAAUACAGCAGAAGGCUGACAGGUUAUGGAUGCUCUUGAAAAAAGUUACUGAGCUUCUUUGUCCUUUUAAUGACUGGAUGUAGGAACCACCUGUCUGUCUGUCGAAGAAAUUAGAAAUGAAGUUGCCUCUGUAAUAACCCCCUCAAUAUAAAUGAAUUGUGUUUACGGUCUCUGUUCCCAGAAACCACUGUCAGUCUUAUUUUUUUUCCCUGCUCAGCGUUUAUAGAUUUGUCUGAAUUUGAAAAACGUCCGUCCUUUCAAAUGUAUUUUGGUAAGUGAGGCGGCUCAGCGUGUUAUCAGAAAUCCUGGGAUUUUACCUAAAAGUCCUUGAGAGUACAUUGGCACACGAUUGAAUUAAAGCUGGUCCUAGGCCUAAUGUUAAUUUCAGUGGAGGCACUGGGGAAAUGUGGAGCCAGUUACUUAAUUCAGUGCCCAGAACAAGACAAACAGUUGAAAAGUAUUAUUUGGUUCAUCCACAGAUUUUGAAAGCCCUCCUCUGUCUUGACCUAACUGAAUGUGAUCCGAACACAGUACCACACCAAUUCAUCUCCAGUUUAACCAUGAACGUCUUCAAUGAAGAUGAUGAGCUGUGGACAUGGGAAUAUAAGGUCCACGUGGUGUUUUGUAAAGUGAUAACCUACAUGAUAUUAUUUUUAGGACUCUGUAUGAUGAAAUCAGACUGUAAACACUGGACUGAUGAUGUUAGCUCAAUUGUAGAGGAUUGUAUUGUAGACUGGUACUUCUGUUGCUGUCAGACUUUUAGAUUAUGUGAAGGGAGUUUGGGGCCUACCACUGAGUUGUCUACUUUUUAUGAAGUUAAUAUAUAUUUAAAUUGUAUUAGGGGUAGAAAAUAGUAUGUAUGGGACCUACACUUCAAAAGAAAAUCAAAGUAUUUACAAAGUUAUAAUCCUUAGUCUGAUUUCUUAUGACAACUGAAAGUGGGAAGUUGUCUUUCAACUUGCUAUUAGGAGUAAAAUAAAAGCUGCCACUUGCUUUUUUUUGUUAGUAUAGCAGCCAUGAUUAGUCAGCAUAUUUCUUCUUUUGCAUGUAUUUGUUGGAAAGAUCUUCUAUACAUUUUGUUUUGGUAAGGAGAUUUUUUUUUUUUUUUUAUGUGAGCCCCACCUUUUUGUCAUUUCAGGGGUGAAGUGAAACCUAUUUUAACUCAGUCAAUCAUUCUGUAGUGGACGGAGUGUUAGGGCCCCAAGUCUCAAUAAAGCUGUUACACUUUUUAAACAAA
Molecule: messenger RNA, 3197 nt
Organism: Cyclopterus lumpus (lumpfish)
Lineage: Eukaryota; Metazoa; Chordata; Actinopteri; Perciformes; Cyclopteridae
Gene: znf740b
Product: zinc finger protein 740b
Exons: 7
Coding region: 207-1016 (269 amino acids)
Biological process (GO): regulation of transcription by RNA polymerase II
Molecular function (GO): DNA-binding transcription factor activity, RNA polymerase II-specific; RNA polymerase II cis-regulatory region sequence-specific DNA binding
Source: RefSeq, a predicted model, not a curated record